Aphis gossypii (cotton aphid) is the source of this 3527-nucleotide messenger RNA. It is a transcript of the gene Cad96Ca, whose product is annotated as tyrosine kinase receptor Cad96Ca. The coding region runs from base 330 to 2447 and encodes 705 amino acids. The transcript is spliced from 7 exons. NCBI's taxonomy places the organism in Eukaryota, Metazoa, Arthropoda, Insecta, Hemiptera, Aphididae. Gene Ontology annotation, biological process: multicellular organism development; protein phosphorylation; cell surface receptor protein tyrosine kinase signaling pathway. The record is from RefSeq and is a predicted model, not a curated record. Gene Ontology annotation, molecular function: calcium ion binding; ATP binding; transmembrane receptor protein tyrosine kinase activity. Gene Ontology annotation, cellular component: membrane; signaling receptor complex.
GCUCGGUGUGCGGCGGUGCUUAGCGCUUAGUAGUCCGCGAUACGCGGUACCCAGUAGACGUUCGUCUUUUUCCGUCCGUUGGAGAUCGCGUAAAAAUUCUGUGCGCAAGUGACAAUUGUGUUGGUGACGGUUUCGGUUAGAUUUUUAAUUUUUUUUUUUCUGCCGUAACUAUAAGUUCGGUUCGCGAGACGACGACGCGCCGGCGGCGGGCCGUUUUCGUCUGCGUUUUUGACGGUCGUCGCCGUUAUUGUGAUAAUGUGCCGGGAGACGACGACGACGACCGCCGCGGUGAAGCACCAGCUACGGACGAGUUCGGCCGGCCGAGCGCGAUGAAGUCGAUCUCGUGGAUCGCGGCCUCGGCCGUCAUCGUACUGGUCGCCCUGUGCACCCCUCAGUCGGGACUCUGUGAUCUGACCGGAAGUCCUCCGAUCAUAGGGGUGGACCGGAAUUGGGUGGUCGACUCCACGGCACCCAUCGGCACGGUGGUGGCUCGGGUUCGCGUGUCCGACGUCGGCAACGAGACGGACCUGGUGUACGGCCUGGAACACUCGACGGGCUUCAACAUUGUUCAAGAGAAUGAGGACCCGUUGCCGUUCACAAUCGACGAUAACGGAAGAGUCACCACGAACACAUCUCUUACUAACAAGGAAGGAAAAAACAUUUACCUGUACGUGACUGUCAACGAUGGUCACUUGACAUCCAAGACACAGGUAUGGGCAAAAGUGGAAGGGCCCGGAGGUGGUGGUAGCAGGAAUAAGCUAAGUGGCGGAGGACUUCCAACAAACUUCAUAUCAUCACCGUUUCGACCACCGCCCCCGCCGUCUAUCCCAAUCAAUGGAGGUUUUCAGGGCGUUGUUCUUACACCCCCUAACAAACUUCCACCCCCUGGACCGUUCAGAACGACACCACCCAGGCCACAGAACAAAGUUCCUACGGUGAAGCCGCCGACGACGUCUACAGCCAUUGCCACGCCAAAGACAGUUGUCGUUGAUACACCCGUCGCCGAGGCUUCCACAUCACCGACGGCAGCUGGUAGCACAGUCGCUUCGACCGUGGUAACCGGUGCAGAUGUGAACUUGAUAAUCAAUUCCAUUACCACAGAGUCUGGAUCCAGCACCAACACUACCGUUGCCGCUACUACCACCCGGCCCGGCGAGACCAGAAACGUGACAGAAACAGCGCUCACCCCUCCUACAGUGACUACCCAACAACCAGUUCAGAAUAACUUAAUGUUGGCCCUGGUACCCAUAGUAAUCGCCACCGUCUUCCUGACCACAGCCGGCAUACUUGCUUGUUUAUUCCGAAAAAGGCUGUUUUCCUCUAAAGUCAAGUCUAAAAAAGUCAAUUCAAUUCAGGGAAAAAAGAAGAGCUUUAGAUCGGAUGAUCCGAUGGUCAUGCACCACUGGAGCGGACCACGGGCUUUCACCAGGUAUGAGAGCUGGGGCUCGGAUCCAUCGACCCAUGGUCAGUACACCGGGGGAAAGGAAUCAGCAAUCAAAGAAGUCGACCCGUGGGAGAUACCCAGACACCACGUGCGAGUGUGUUCAAUACUGGGCGAGGGAAGUUUUGGGCAAGUCUGGAAGUGCGAGGCGUACAACGUCAUGGGGUUCAAGGGCAACAUGGUGGUCGCGGUAAAGACGCUCAAGGACAACGCGGGCGAACGAGAACGACUCGACCUGGUACAGGAACUGCAGGUGAUGAAAUCGCUGGAGCCACAUCCGCACGUUGUAAAACUCUUAGGGUGUUGUUCAGAGAGAGACCCCUUGUUCGUCGUCAUGGAGUACGCGAAAUUGGGCAAACUCCAAAGCGUAUUGCGGAACUCUCGAGGCAUAAACUACUACACGAAUACACACGGGCCGAGUUCGUUGACGUCGCACGAACUCAUUAUGUUCUGCUAUCAGAUCGCCAAAGGAAUGGACUUCUUGUCGUCUAAAGGGAUCAUACACAGGGACUUGGCGGCCCGGAACAUACUGGUGACAGAGGACCGGGCGUGCAAGAUCUCCGAUUUCGGGUUCGCUCGGGACGUUGCCAGCAGCCGGGUGUACGAGCGCAAGUCCGAGGGCCGGCUUCCCAUCCGGUGGAUGGCGCCCGAGUCGCUGUUCGACAACCUGUACUCGGCCAAGUCGGACGUCUGGUCGUUCGGCGUGCUAAUGUGGGAGAUUGUGACGCUCGGCUCGACGCCGUACCCGGGAGUGGCCGCGGCGGACGUCAUGAAGCGCAUCCGGGACGGUUACCGGCUGGACAAACCGCAACAUUGCCGGCGCGAGGUGUACAACAUCAUGUUCUACUGCUGGGACAAGAGUCCGGACGACCGGCCCGACUUCGCCGAGCUUAUGGGACUGCUCGACAAGCUGCUGGUCGAUGAGACCGACUACAUACAGCUGGACCGGUUCCCGGACAACGCAUACUACAACAUCACCACGUGCAUAAGUGGCGAGCGCCUAUGACGGGUCUCCAACGCCGCCGCCGCCGCCGCCCGUUACGCCACUUCCGCCCGGAAGCCGAACCGGCAGCAACGAUGAUAUGAUUCCGUUCGACCGUGUCGUUUUCGUUAAUAAUUAUGUCGUUAAAUUACAUACAUUCUAUCACGUGUGUGUAUAAAUAUUUCGCGUGUCACAAGUCUAAGGAAAAAAAAAUAAUAAUACUAAAAAACUGCUUUUUCUAUAGGUAUACGACAUGUUAAAAAUAUUUAUUACGAUUUUUCAACAUCCGGCCCACCCGGUACAUAUUUAUAAUGCAACAAUAAAACUGCGUGAUAUGUCGCUUAAUAUACGCGAAUAUAUCAGUUGUAUAUUAUUAUUGUAUGUUUUUUUUCCAUUGUCUAUAAAAACUAUAUUAGCGCUUAUUGUAUAUACAUAUUGAAAAUUUAAAAACUUUUUCGACGUCGUUUGUUUAGUUUACGCGAUGUACCUUCAUAUAUUGCUCAUGUAAUAAUAAUUAUUAUACAAAAACGAUGUUUGGUUAGGUUGAAACGAAUACCUACUCGUAUAUUUAUCAUUAAAUACGAAUAGAGAUAUACAAUGAUUAUUUCGUUGUUUUUUUUUUUAAUAAAAGAGAAAAUCACUAGUCUUUUUUUUUUAAUUUUCGUGCUUUACUAUUGCGACUAUACGUAAUACCUUGUCCAUAUAUUUAUGUCAAGUUUUUAAACAGUAUUUAAUGUACAUAGUUUAAUGUAUUUAUGAAUGUUAUAUUGUUCUGUGCUAAUAGUGCGAAUGUGCGAUCAUAUAAAUGUUAUUAAUUAUUAUUGUAGUAUUAUACUGAUAUAGUACCAAAAAUAUAUUUAUACAUCAUAUUAUAUUCAUAAAUUAUAAUAUUAUAUAGUUGCAAAUACUCGAUUUUAUGUUUUUUUUUUUUUUUUUAUAAUUAUUAUAUUGUUAUUUUUAUUUUAUACCCGGUUAUUGAAUUUGAAUUUCCGACGACUGACAAUAGUAUACCGAUAAAAUUAGUGAAAUCAAAUCAACUAAAUUAAGUCAAGUGUUACUAUAUCUACAAGUCUUUAUACCAAUAAAAUUGUAUACAAACACUAA